Asparagus officinalis (garden asparagus) is the source of this 1325-nucleotide messenger RNA. RefSeq names its product tRNA (guanosine(18)-2'-O)-methyltransferase. Bases 47 to 1078 code for a protein of 343 amino acids. NCBI's taxonomy places the organism in Eukaryota, Viridiplantae, Streptophyta, Magnoliopsida, Asparagales, Asparagaceae. The transcript has 5 exons. Gene Ontology annotation, biological process: tRNA guanine ribose methylation. Gene Ontology annotation, molecular function: RNA binding. The record is from RefSeq and is a predicted model, not a curated record.
UGUUAAAAAUAGAACGGUGGGGGGGGUAAAUUAAAAAAAAAAAAAAAUGGCUGCGACCUGCAAAACCCUAACUCGCAUCUCACUCUCCUCCUUCAACCGGAAUAAAUCCAGAUGCAAACCCCCCCAUCAAGGACACAGCCUCUCCUCUCCUCGCCCCCGCUCCUCUCGCCUAGGGUUAGGGUUCCCCCCUUUCCGCGCCGCCGCCGCCUCCUCCUCGGCCUCCGAACCCGCCACCACUCGAUCCGAAGACACGGUCGAAGAACUACUCACCAAAGGCGACCAAAUCGACCGCCUGAUGAAAAUGGAGCGGAGAUCCGAACCCGAUAGCGGGCUGAGCAACGGCCGCUGGUUUCCUUAUCUGGAUGUUUACAGGGCGGGAACAGUUGAGCUGGGUUGCGGUGAAGUGAUCGAAGCUAUGGAUCCUUACAUAAUGGAUGCGAGAAAGGAGAGGAUCCGGAGAGCCGUGGAGAACCGGAGCUAUUCCGUGUGUUUGGUGGUUGAGGGGUUGACUGAUUUCGGCAACGUUUCGGCGGCGUUUCGGUCGGCCGAUGCGUUGGGGAUUCAGUCUGUUCACGUGAUCUCGUGCGGUGGCAAGAAAAGGUAUAGAGAUAAUCGACAUGUUAGCAUGGGCGCUGAGAAAUGGCUAGAUAUUGAGCUGUGGAAUUCACCUCGAGAAUGCUUUGAGGCUUUGAGGAUGCGCGGUUACCGCAUUGCAACAACUUAUCUUGGAAUAGAUACGGUUUCUGUCUAUGACUUGGAUUGGUCCUGUCCAACUGCUAUAGUUGUUGGAAAUGAACUUAUGGGUAUAAGUAAUGAGGCUCUGCAACUGUCUGACCUGCACUGUAGCAUUCCUAUGAAAGGGAUGGUGGAUUCAUUCAAUGUUUCUGUAGCUGCAGGCAUUCUAAUGCACCAUGCUGUGAAUGACAGAGUUUCUCGCCUGGGUCGCCAUGGUGAUCUUACAACUGAAGAAAGCCAGAUUCUACUUGCAGAGUUCUUUCUGCGUCAUAGAGAGAGCACCAUCAGCAUAGUUCAUGAGUAUGCAAAGAGGAAGUCAUCCAGCCCCGUAAGCAAACUGUGACUGCCUCAACAAUAUUUAGGACUCUGAUACUAAGACUGGGCGGUGAAACAAAAUGCAAUAUGUGCAUUGGAAAUUUUGUUAUUUGAACGGAAAAGUUGUAACCAAUCUUCGAGGUGUCUCCAUGAUUGACCUGCAGGCUAGUUGUAAUAUUUAUAGUUUGUUAUCUGUAUGAGCUACAACCAUCGGAUACGAUUCUUUUUCUUUAUCCAUUGAGAAAUAUAAACAGCACGCAUCUAAUCUUUCUCUC